Molecule: messenger RNA, 807 nt
Organism: Penicillium digitatum Pd1
Lineage: Eukaryota; Fungi; Ascomycota; Eurotiomycetes; Eurotiales; Aspergillaceae
Source: RefSeq, a predicted model, not a curated record
AUGGCCUUCAAUCCGCUCCGCGGCUCAUGCUCUUGUGGCCGAAACGAAUACCAAAUUCAUAUCCCGGAUGAUGUAACAACUCACGCCGAAGUGUACUUCGACAGCAGCCGAGACAAUCGUCGAUUUCACGGCACACCUCUUUCGGCGUGGCUAAGAGUGCCUCUUGGUUGGUACCAAUCCCACACUCGGUCCUUCUUCCCAGAUGAAUCACACUCUUCUAUUCGCCGCAUUCAUUCGCCCCGCCAUGCACCUCAAACCCAGCGUGUCUUCUGUGGCUACUGCGGUACACCCUUGACAUUCUGGACAGAGGAGCCCCUCGAAGAGUCUAACUUCCUGUCUGUCACGAUUGGAAGUCUGCUAGUGGAUGACCAACGCGCAUUGGAUGAUCUAGGAUUGCUUCCUCGGGACUUUGACGAGGAAACUCCCCCCGCAGGUAUCUUCACCUCAUCCGAGAUAGCGCCAGCCUCCGAAACCGCUUCAUCUUCGGCAAUUGCUCCGCUAUCUAAGGAUUUUGCGGAUAUUUCAAGGAGUCUACAGCACGGCAGAACUGGGGGGAUCCCUUGGUUUGAAGAGAUGGUAGAAGGGAGCCGUUUAGGUCGUUUGAUGCGUGCCCAGCGUGGCAUGGGACGCAGUGUUGAACAAUCGACUUCAGUCCAGUGGGAAUUUAGCGAAUGGCAUGAUGAUGGAACCGGUACAGGUGGGUUUCUACAACAGGAUUCGGACUCCAGCGGACACUUUAGGAGAAACAAGAAGCGGGUGAACCAGGACGAUGCUCAGAUUGAGUCUCCACCAAAGCGAGCAGGAUGA